This is a messenger RNA of Nipponia nippon (crested ibis), 2103 nucleotides long. The record is from RefSeq and is a predicted model, not a curated record. Lineage: Eukaryota; Metazoa; Chordata; Aves; Pelecaniformes; Threskiornithidae.
AUGGGCAGGGGCUGCAGGGUCCUGGGGCUGCACAGGAGGGACGCCAACGACGCCUGCAAGUGCAAUGGCUGGAAGAACCCCAACCCUCCCACCGCCCCCCGCAUGGACCUGCAGCAGCCGGUGACCAACCUGAGCGAGCCCUGCCGGAGCUGCGGCCACGCGCUGGCGGACCACGUGUCCCACCUGGAGAACGUCUCGGAGGAGGAGAUCAACCGGCUGCUGGGUAUGGUGGUGGACGUGGAAAACCUCUUCAUGUCGGUGCACAAGGAGGAGGACACGGACACCAAGCAGGUGUAUUUCUACCUGUUCAAGCUCCUGCGGAAGUGCAUCCUGCAGAUGAGCCAGCCUGUGGUCGAGGGGUCCCUGGGGAGCCCUCCCUUUGAGAAACCAAACAUUGAGCAGGGAGUCCUGAACUUCGUCCAGUACAAGUUCAGCCACUUGCCACCCAAGGAGCGGCAGACCAUGUACGAGCUCUCCAAGAUGUUCUUGCUUUGCCUCAACUACUGGAAGCUGGAGACGCCGUCCCAGUUCCGGCAGCGCUCCCAGAAUGACGAUGUGGCCACCUACAAGGUCAACUACACGAGGUGGCUGUGCUACUGCCACGUGCCGCAGAGCUGCGACAGCCUUCCUCGCUACGAGACCACGCACGUCUUCGGGCGCAGCCUCCUGAAGUCCAUCUUCACGGUCACCCGCCGGCAGCUGCUGGAGAAGUUCCGGGUGGAGAAGGACAAGCUGGUGCCAGAGAAGCGGACGCUGAUCCUCACCCACUUCCCCAAGUUCCUGUCCAUGCUGGAGGAGGAGAUCUACGGCGAGAACUCCCCGAUCUGGGAGGCUGAUUUCACUGUCCCGGCUGCGGAGGGUGCCCAGCUGGUGUCUCGCCCAGCCGCGGUCAGCACCGUUGCUGUGCCCACCACUCCGCUCUUCAGCAAGAAGCUCAGCAACAGCAGCUCUGCCGCAAGCAUGGACGCCAGCACCCCAGAGCCCCUGCCAGGGGAGAAGCGGAAGCUGCCUGAGAGCCUGACGCUGGAAGAUGCCAAGCGGAUCCGUGUCAUGGGAGACAUCCCCAUGGAGCUGGUGAACGAGGUCAUGCUGACCAUCACGGACCCCGCUGCCAUGCUGGGCCCCGAGACCAGCCUGCUGUCGGCAAACGCGGCACGGGAUGAGACGGCCCGGCUGGAGGAGCGCCGUGGCAUCAUCGAGUUCCACGUCAUCGGCAACUCGCUCUCGCAGAAGUCCAACAAGAAGAUCCUGAUGUGGCUGGUGGGCUUGCAGAACGUCUUCUCGCACCAGCUGCCCCGCAUGCCCAAGGAGUACAUCACUCGCCUCGUCUUCGACCCGAAGCACAAGACCCUGGCACUGAUCAAGGACGGCCGAGUGAUUGGGGGGAUCUGCUUCCGCAUGUUCCCCACCCAGGGCUUCACCGAGAUCGUCUUCUGCGCCGUCACGUCCAACGAGCAAGUGAAGGGCUUUUCCAAGGACAUCAAGGUCCCCAAGAGCCGCUACCUGGGCUACAUCAAGGACUAUGAGGGGGCGACCCUGAUGGAGUGUGAGCUGAACCCCCGCAUCCCCUACACCGAGCUCUCCCACAUCAUCAAGAAGCAGAAGGAGAUCAUCAAGAAGCUGAUUGAGAGGAAGCAAGCGCAGAUCCGCAAGGUCUACCCUGGCCUCACCUGCUUCAAGGAGGGCGUGCGGCAGAUCCCCAUCGAGAGCGUCCCCGGCAUCCGAGAAACGGGCUGGAAACCGCUGGGGAAGGAGAAGGGAAAAGAGCUGAAGGAUCCGGACCAGCUCUAUAACACCCUGAAGAACCUCCUGGCCCAGAUCAAGCCCCCCCCCAGCGCCUGGCCCUUCAUGGAGCCAGUGAAGAAGUCGGAGGCACCAGAUUACUACGAAAUCAUCCGCUUCCCCAUCGACCUCAAGACCAUGACCGAGCGCCUGAAGAACCGCUACUACGUCACCAAGAAGCUGUUCAUCGCCGACCUGCAGCGCAUCAUCACCAACUGCCGCGAGUACAACCCGCCCGACAGCGACUACUGCAAGUGUGCCAACACCUUAGAAAAGUUCUUCUACUUCAAGCUCAAGGAGGGGGGACUCAUCGACAAGUAG